Talaromyces marneffei is the source of this 576-nucleotide messenger RNA. RefSeq lists its product as uncharacterized. Lineage: Eukaryota; Fungi; Ascomycota; Eurotiomycetes; Eurotiales; Trichocomaceae. Gene Ontology annotation, cellular component: cytosol. Gene Ontology annotation, molecular function: oxidoreductase activity. The coding region runs from base 1 to 576 and encodes 191 amino acids. The record is from RefSeq and is a predicted model, not a curated record. The transcript is spliced from 3 exons.
AUGCCUCCAUUUCCAACACUGACAAAGACAUGGCAUAGUGCAACUUAUCCAGCUACUUCACCACUUAAGCUUUACCUGUCAGCUGCAGGGAAGACUAUACUCAUUACCGGUGGUGGAGGUGAAAUUGGGGUAGGUAUUACUCGCUCAUUCGCGGUCGCCGGAUCAACACAAAUCGCCAUUGUCGGUCGCUGGCAAGAAGUCCUAGCCUCAACAGCCAGGGAACUCGAGAACCCUUUCAAGGACGCUGCCUUUGACCUUGUCAUCAAGGAAUUCGAGCCCAUCGACGACUUCGUGGACAAUGCUGGUUAUAUAUCAGUCGAACUAGCAACCGAACUAGACAGCGACGGUGCCUGGGCAGUGUUCGCAACAAAUAUGAGUGGUAGCAUAUACACAGUAUGGGCCUUUAGUCGCACAGAACGUAGGGAUCAUGCAGUGGUCAUCGAUGUAUCUUCCAUUGCAGCAAUAAUACCUCCAAUACAUGGUGGAGCCGCCUACUCGGCAAGUAAGCUUGCUGCGACAAAUAUUUGGGAAUAUUUUGCCGCAGAGAAUCCCAGCCAUCGCGUCGUGAGCAUAUAA